ACAAGAGAAAUUUCUUACAAAAGCCGUGUUCACACCAGAUUUGCCAACUAAGCUUGCAGCAGAUUUACAGCAAAAUACUUGCGUUUACAAAUUGUAAUUUAUUCAAUUUAUAAAAAUUUAUUCGAUUAACUGAUGAAAUCUGUAUUUUAGCCUGUUUCCAGUUUAAUCAUUCAUGAGAUCGGUCAAUGUCCAGGGAAAAAUGAGUUGGAUAUAUUAAUGGUGAACACAACCGCUAACCAGAAUUCUCCAUUCUUGACCACCAUUACAGGAAAGAUAAUCUUGAGGGAAAUUGUUGAUUAUCCUUUUUCUUUGAGAGCAACACUUAUGAAGUGUGAAACGCGUGUUGAAGCCACAUGUGAACACUACACAACCACCAAGUUUGCUGAUAUCUGCCGUUUUAUGCCUCAAUGGAUGAAACUAUCCAACAGCUCUGACUUUCCUACAAGUUGCCCCUUCUCUGUGGGUGAAUACAGAUUAAACGGUAUGCAGAUUGGCAAUAUGUGGCGUGUAUUUCCAUUAACCGAGUCUUAUUGGAAGGUGACCGCUAGGAUGUACAAGCAUGACAAAUUAAUUGGCUGCGUAAUCAACAAAUUCGAGAUAAGGAAAGAGAGAAGAAAAACGAGAUUAUGAUAAAUCAUAUCAUUUGCAAUUGACACGGUAUCUUUGGAAAUGUAUAGCUGAUUAUACUAGAUUGAAAGGCUAAUAAAAAUAUUCAUUUGAA
Nilaparvata lugens (brown planthopper) is the source of this 721-nucleotide messenger RNA. RefSeq lists its product as uncharacterized. The record is from RefSeq and is a predicted model, not a curated record. The transcript has 3 exons. NCBI's taxonomy places the organism in Eukaryota, Metazoa, Arthropoda, Insecta, Hemiptera, Delphacidae. The coding region runs from base 217 to 630 and encodes 137 amino acids.